This is a messenger RNA of Leptosia nina, 942 nucleotides long. Lineage: Eukaryota; Metazoa; Arthropoda; Insecta; Lepidoptera; Pieridae. The record is from the annotation of a GenBank genome assembly.
AUGACCACCAACGGAAUUAUUCGUAAUCAUUUUCCAUGUACUCCAGUUUGCAACAUUGUUAAAUGUUGGCAAUGGGAUAUUUCACCAUUUAUUGAUAAUUUGAAGCAGAGAAGUUCUAAGUAUGGGGUUGUCAUAUUAAAUCGUCCUAUAACACAAAAACAGGAAUUCAUUAAGACACUAUGGAACAAUGCGACAUUCAGAAUUACUGUAGAUGGAGGUACAACACAUUGGAACAAGUUCAUAAAUAGCCUUACCUUAGAAGACAAGAAGACUAUCCGUCUACCUGAUCUAAUAACUGGAGACUUUGACUCAAUAACAAAAGAUCUUCUUCAGGAGUAUAAAAAGAAAGGUUGUAAGGCUUUGCAUACACCUGAUCAGAAUGACACUGACUUUACAAAAGCAUUGAUAGAAUUACAAAAUUUGUGCAGGCAACAAGAAAAAGAGUUGGAUCAUAUUGUUACAUUAGGACAAAAUUCUGGGCGCAUAGACCAAAUUUUGGGUAACAUACAAACACUGUUCCUAGUUAGGGAAAGGGAAAUUCUAAACCCCAACACAAACGUCUAUAUUGUGUCAGAUGAUACAAUAUCCUGGCUGCUUUUACCUGGAGAUCAUGUUAUAUGCGUGCCGGAGGAGACCAGGAAACAUAGCAGGUCAUGGUGUUCAUUGGUGCCAAUAGGAGAAAGUUGUGAUGCGGUAACAACGAGUGGAUUAAAGUGGAACCUAGAUAAUCAACCUUUGAAGUUUGGACUACUCGUUAGCACAUCAAACACAUUUGAUGGGUCUGAAUUAGUCAAAAUAAAAUGCAGUCAUUCUUUACUGUGGUCUAUGAAAAGGCACCAACAUUACGAACUAGUCAGUUUGCCACUGCGCGGGAGUCGCGCCGAACGUGUACGAUUUCUAGUAAUCCGAAAUACGUUUACUGAUAGAAGAGGGACAAUAUAA